This is a messenger RNA of Pyrus x bretschneideri (Chinese white pear), 1845 nucleotides long. RefSeq names its product pentatricopeptide repeat-containing protein At3g04760, chloroplastic-like. Bases 1 to 1845 code for a protein of 614 amino acids. Lineage: Eukaryota; Viridiplantae; Streptophyta; Magnoliopsida; Rosales; Rosaceae. Gene Ontology annotation, molecular function: protein binding. The record is from RefSeq and is a predicted model, not a curated record. The transcript has 4 exons.
AUGAAAAUAUUCAGGCGUUUCUCCAACCCUCACAAUCUCGACUCUCUCUUAGUACAAUCCACACCCCCAUUUCAUUCCCCCAUUGUUCCUCCCAAAACCCUAGUCUCACACGAGCCCUCUCCUCCUGGCAAUUUCUCCAAUUCAAAUCUGCCCCACACAGAAGCUGCUUUCUCCUCUCUGAGUUCCUUGAUUUCCUUAUUUGGGUCAACCCCAUCUUCUCAAAAUUCCCAAUCUUUGCUGACUAUUUACUCACUCAAGCAUCAAUGUCACGGACGCGUUCAGCCAUUUUCCACUGCGCCUUCCGAUGUGUUCGAAUCUUCCUCACCGCCAGGAGCUUCGGGUUCCGAUGAGGGUAAUCGAUUUGGGAAUGUGGGUAUUGAUGGGAUUCGACCGGAUGAGACUUCAAAUCAAGUUUUGGAAAUUAUUGAUAUGAUCAGAAUGGGUGAGAAUGAUUUGAAGUCCAAGUUGAAUUCCAUGAAUGUAAGUCUAUCUUCUGCCUCCAUUACUCGGGUUUUCGAGGUUUUGAAUUCUGAAAAGGUACCUGCUUUAUGUUUCUUUGAUUGGAUUAGGGAUUCACAACCCAUUGGUAGUUAUGGGAAUGAAAUAUGUAGCUUGGUUAUUGAUAAUUGUGGGCGGGUAGGUGAUUACCCUGCAAUGCUUCAGAUUUUGAAAGACUUUCAAUCGGAGGAAAUUCGUCUCACCCAAAAGGCAUUUGGGUUUAUAUCUUCAAAUAAGGCUUCUGUUGUCAAAGUGGUAGAGGUUUUGAAUAAAGUUGGUGGACUGUGUCGGGCAACUGGAGUGCUUUCUUUGAUUGAGAUGUUUAGUGUCAAGGGUUUAUUUGAAAUGGCUGAGUUUGUGAUGAAGAAAACAGAGAGGAAGAGAUGUUAUUACAUUAUAAUGGUCAGAGAAACUUGUCGGAGAAGAAAUUUUGGCAGAGCUGUUGAUAUGCUUGAUGAGAUGAGGCUAGUGGGGUGUGACCCAGAUGCCAAAACUUACAAUUAUCUGCUCAGUAGCUUAUGCAAGAACUAUAAAUUUGCUGAAGCUACUAAACUGUAUGAAGAAAUGCUAGAAAGGAAUUGUCAACCUGAUGGCAUAACCUAUGAAAUAUUUAUUUGUUACUUAUUUAAAGUUGGAAAUCUUGAUUUUGCAAGACAGUUAUUUGAUAGAAUGAUAUUGGAGGGCAUUAAACCUCGCAUUUCAACACAUGCUGCCUUUGUCAAGGGUUAUUUUAACUUGCGGAGAUAUAAGGAAGCAUAUAAUUACGUUGUUGAUUUAGCUGCUAAAGACAGUGGCUCGAGCAGUUCAGUGUACAGCUUGCUUGCAAGGCUUUAUAUGAAGGAAGGAAAUGCAGUUGUUGCCCAAAAUAUUCUGACCGAAAUGAUUAAUAAGGGUUUUAGACCAGAUUAUUCAGUGUAUGUGAGAGUUUUGAAACGGCUGUCCAAGUCAGUUGAAGUGGUGAAAUCUCCUAUUAUCGAACCUCCAAUUGUUGAAGUGAUACUCAAGAGCAUUUUUGCUAGAUUUAAUACAAAUCAGUUGAACUUUCUGGUGCACUUGAAUUGUAUGCUAUCUAUUUUUGCUCGCAAUUUCAGUUGGAUUAUUGUUGAGUGGAGGGAGGAACUGAGGAAAGGAAGGCAGAGAUUGUUCCAGAACUACCACCAGAGGCACAAUUAUAAAUCCCCACGCGGAAUCUCUGUUGAUCUCCUUGAUCGCCUGCGUAUUGUUGCCACCCAUCCUUAUACAGAGGAUGAAAUCCAUAAGAUUUUGGAAACCAGAUGCCAAGAAGUUGAAAUGUCGGAAGAGGCAAGGCAUUUGUUGACCAAGAUUGGUGUUGAUGCAUCCUUGUGA